AGUCACGAUCGAUAUUCAGAUUGGAUCGACACACAGAGGCGCGUGCUACCUACCCAUUUUCAAUUGCCCGACAGUACCCGGGUCCGACUUCAUUUAACUGCGCGUUGCGAGGCCAGCAAAGUAUCAGUCGCCGUUCACGAGCUCAAGCAUGCAGAGCUCGAUGCCCUGCAGUUCGCGAACCAUGGCGCUCGCAAUGCUGCUCGUCUCCGCCCUCUUCUUCGUCGCUUCCCAUGCAGCAUUUCCUAUCCCUGUCCAAGCUGCCGCCGACGACUUCCUCCGGUGCAUGUCGGCGUCCGUCCCCGGCAAUCUUCUCUUCCCGCGGAGCUCGCCGUCGUUCGCGUCCGUCCUGGCGUCGUCCGUCCGGAACCCGCGGUUCCUCGGGCCGGCCGUGGUGCGGCCGCUCUGCAUCGUCACGGCGACCAACGCAUCCCACGUCCAGGCCGCCGUCGUCUGCGGCCGCCGGCACGGCGUGCGCCUCCGCGUGCGCAGCGGCGGGCACGACUACGAGGGCCUCUCGUUCCGGUCCGCGCGGCCCGAGGAGUUCGCCGUCGUCGACCUCGCCGCCCUCCGCUCCGUGCGCGUCACCGUGAGGGAGCCGGCCGAGGCGUGGGUCGAGUCCGGCGCCACGCUCGGGGAGCUGUACCACGCCAUCGGGAAGGCGACGAACCUGCACGCGUUCCCGGGGGGGCUCUGCCCGACGGUGGGCGUCGGGGGCCACCUCAGCGGCGGCGGCUUCGGCAUGCUCCUGCGCAAGUACGGCCUCGCCUCCGACCACGUCAUCAACGCCGUGAUGGUCGACGCCGAGGGACGGCUCCUGGACAAGCAGGCAAUGGGGCGCGACGUCUUCUGGGCCAUCCGGGGCGGCGGCGGCGGGAGCUUCGGCAUCGUGCUGUCGUGGAAGGUGAGGCUCGUGGCCGUGCCGCCGAGGGUCACGGUGUUCACCGUCGUCAAGUCGGCCCAGCAGGGCGCCGCGGACGUGCUCGCCAAGUGGCAAGAGGUGGCCCCUGCUCUCCCCGACGACCUGCUGGUUCGGGUGGUCGUCCAGGGUGACAAGGCGAGGUUCCAGGCCCUGUACCUGGGCACCCGCGACGCGCUCCUGCCGGUGAUGGGCAGCCGCUUCCCGGAGCUCGGCGUCAACCCGGCGCACUGCAAGGAGAUGUCCUGGAUCCAGUCCGUGCCCUACAUCUACAUCGGCGACACGGCCACCGUCGACGACAUCCUCAACCGGACCGUCCCCAGGGACUCCGCCGCCAACAAGGCCACGUCCGACUACGUCCGCCGCCCCAUCUCCAGGGACGUGUGGGCGCGCAUCUUCUCCGACUGGCUCGCAAGGCCCGACGCGGGGCUCAUGAUCCUCGACCCCUACGGCGGAAGCAUCGCCCGCGUGCCCGACCACGUCACGCCCUUCUCGCACCGCGCCGGCGUGCUCUACAACGUGCAGUACAUGAACUUCUGGGGCGGCGGCGGCGACGGCGCCGCGCAGACCAGGUGGGUCAGGGACAUGUACGCCUUCAUGGAGCCCCACGUCAGCAACAACCCGAGGGAGGCCUACAUCAACUACAGGGACCUCGACAUCGGCCAAAACGUCGUCGGCGCCGGCGGCGUCACCAGCUUCGAGGCCGGCAGGGUGUGGGGGGAGAAGUACUACUCCAAGGCCAACUUCAGAAGGCUCGCCAUGGCCAAGGCUAAGAUCGACCCCCGCGACUACUUCAGGAGCGAGCAGAGCAUCCCGCCGCUUGUUCUUGUUGGGGAGAACGUGCCGCACGUUGAUAGCGUGAUGAAUCUCCAUCCUGGUUGGUGGACGGUGGACUGCGGGGCAGGCAGUCUCUGCUCACGCCUUACCUCCAUCUUAACUAAGCUCAUGCCUGCUUUCUCUUAGACGUAGCAUCCCAUUUUGUUUUACAUACUAUUUUGCACUCUCAUUGUCUACUUACUACUCCCUCCGUCUUAAAAUAAGUGUCUUAACUUUAUACUAGCUCUAGUACAAAAUUAUACUGAGCUUGAGACAAUUAUUUUAGGACGGAGGAAGUAUUUGUUAGCCGGAAAUAAAGCUUGAAAUCAUUGUGCGUGUUGGAA
This is a messenger RNA of Hordeum vulgare subsp. vulgare (domesticated barley), 2076 nucleotides long. Its product is annotated as berberine bridge enzyme-like Cyn d 4. The record is from RefSeq and is a predicted model, not a curated record. Gene Ontology annotation, molecular function: oxidoreductase activity; FAD binding. Bases 149 to 1879 code for a protein of 576 amino acids. The transcript has a single exon. NCBI's taxonomy places the organism in Eukaryota, Viridiplantae, Streptophyta, Magnoliopsida, Poales, Poaceae.